Fukomys damarensis (Damara mole-rat) is the source of this 3330-nucleotide messenger RNA. It is a transcript of the gene Cnga4, whose product is annotated as cyclic nucleotide gated channel subunit alpha 4. Lineage: Eukaryota; Metazoa; Chordata; Mammalia; Rodentia; Bathyergidae. Bases 476 to 2203 code for a protein of 575 amino acids. The transcript has 9 exons. Gene Ontology annotation, biological process: monoatomic cation transmembrane transport; potassium ion transport. Gene Ontology annotation, cellular component: plasma membrane; intracellular cyclic nucleotide activated cation channel complex. The record is from RefSeq and is a predicted model, not a curated record. Gene Ontology annotation, molecular function: protein-containing complex binding; voltage-gated potassium channel activity; intracellularly cGMP-activated cation channel activity.
AGAGGCGGGCUGGUCGACGGCAUUCGGAGGAAGAAGUACCGCCUUCUCCACCAGAUUCCGCCCGUUCCCGCUGUAAACCCCGCCCCCCAAGGAGAAUCCGACGUAUCAUAGGGGGCAGACCUCUGGAGAGGCGGGAGGCCCGCAGGAACAUGCAGAGAAAAUAUCAGAUGGGGCUGAAGACAGGAACAGAGGUCAGGCACUGGAGAUCAUUGGCCCCUAUGUAGCUCAGCUUGCAGUUAAAGGAGAGGAAAACGAAGACAGAAACAAGGACCAAGUAUCCUUUUGAAGCAUGCUCCCUGUUCCUUCUCCAGAGACCUCAUUAAUGGUGUUUAGCUGGCAAGUGGCUUCAAAGGCAGAGGGAAGUCACAGCCGGAGCCCAAAAGCAGCCUCUUCCUGGCAGUGAAGCACUACCCCCAGUGGGCAGAGGGCAGAGGGGCCCUAGACACUUCAAGUGCCCCAACCCGGCCACAAAACCAUGAGCCAGGACAGCAAAGUGAAGACAACAGAGUCCAGUCCCCCUGCCCCCUCCAAAACCAGGAAGAGACUGCCUGUCCUGGAUCCAUCUGGGGAUUACUACUACUGGUGGCUGAACACGAUGGUCUUCCCAGUCAUGUAUAACCUCAUCAUCAUCGUGUGCAGAGCCUGCUUUCCAGACUUGCAGCAUGGUUAUCUGGUGGCCUGGUUUGUGCUGGACUACACCAGUGACCUGCUGUACCUACUGGACAUGGUGGUGCACUUCCACACAGGAUUCUUAGAACAGGGCAUCCUCGUGGUGGACAAAGGUAGCAUCGCCAGUCGCUACAUUCGCACAUGGAGCUUUGUGUUGGACCUGGCUUCCUUGAUGCCCACUGACCUGGUCUACGUGCAGCUAGGCCCACACAUACCCAUGCUGAGGCUGAAUCGCUUCCUUCGAGUGCCCCGCCUCUUCGAGGCCUUCGACCGAACAGAGACCCGCACAGCUUACCCAAAUGCCUUUCGCAUCGCCAAGCUAAUGCUCUACAUCUUUGUUGUCAUCCACUGGAACAGCUGCCUGUACUUUGCCCUGUCCCGGUACCUGGGCUUCGGGCGUGAUGCCUGGGUAUACCCAGACCCAGCACAGCCUGGCUUUGAGCGUCUGCGGCGCCAGUACCUCUACAGCUUUUAUUUCUCCACCCUGAUCCUGACUACUGUGGGUGACACGCCACUGCCAGCCCGGGAGGAAGAAUACCUCUUCAUGGUGGGUGACUUCCUGCUGGCCGUCAUGGGUUUUGCCACCAUCAUGGGUAGCAUGAGCUCUGUCAUCUACAACAUGAACACCGCAGAUGCGGCUUUCUACCCAGAUCACGCGCUGGUGAAAAAGUACAUGAAGCAACAACACGUCAACCGCAGACUGGAGCGGCGAGUUAUUGACUGGUACCAGCAUCUGCAGAUCAACAAGAAGAUGACCAAUGAGGUAGCCAUUUUACAACACCUGCCUGAGCGACUGCGGGCAGAGGUUGCUGUCUCGGUGCAUCUGUCUACUCUGAGCCGGGUACAGAUCUUCCAGAAUUGUGAGGCAAGCCUGCUGGAGGAGCUGGUGCUGAAGCUGCAACCCCAGACCUACUCACCUGGUGAAUACGUAUGCCGCAAGGGGGACAUUGGCCGAGAGAUGUACAUUAUCCGCGAGGGUCAGCUGGCUGUGGUGGCAGACGACGGUAUCACACAGUAUGCUGUGCUUGGUGCAGGACUGUACUUUGGGGAGAUCAGCAUCAUAAAUAUCAAAGGGAACAUGUCUGGGAACCGCCGCACAGCCAACAUCAAGAGCCUAGGUUACUCAGACCUGUUUUGCCUAAGCAAAGAGGACCUGCGGGAGGUGCUCAGCGAAUAUCCAAAGGCCCAGGUUGUCAUGGAGGAGAAGGGCCGUGAGAUCCUGCUCAAAAUGAACAAACUGGACGUGAACGCCGAGGCAGCUGAAAUUGCCCUGCAGGAGGCCACAGAGUCCCGACUGAGAGGCCUUGACGAGCAGCUUGAUGAUCUGCAGACCAAGUUUGCUCGCCUACUGGCUGAGCUGGAGUCCAGUGCACUCAAGAUUGCCUACCGAAUAGAAAGACUCGAGUGGCAGACUCGAGAGUGGCCAGUGCCUGAAGACCUGGCCGAGGCUGAUGAUGAAAGCGAGUCUGGGGAGGGAACUUCCAAGAAUAGAGGGGGAAGAACUAGCCAAGGGGGACCCCCAGGCCCAGAAUGACCCCAUCCUGUUCCCAGGACUCCCACCUCCAAGUGAAUCCAGAGUUGUAGGGAAGAUUGCCUGCAGAAACUGUGCUAUUCAGCUUGCUAUAUCAGAGAGACAGGAAUGAACUGGUCUGUAGGUGCCCAGCUAGAGAUGUGGGAGUAUAGCACACAUUCAUCUCCCCACUUAGCAGUACACACACACACACACACACACAAUUAUACAUGCUGGCCAAGACUGUAUUCUACAUAAAAAGCCCUGCAAUCCCCAUUCUCAAAGCACACAUGCUUUCUCAAAAGCAUGGAUAUGACUUAUACGCGCAUAAUAUAUGCACAUUCAGUAAUGCGCCUUCUAAACAUGUGCUAACAGUCAUACACCAAUAGUGCACAUGCCUAUGAAAACACAAAAACACACCCUUGGUCCAAGAUAUCCUUUGACUAUUUCCAGAUUGGUGGUUUGCAAGUGUACCCUACAAAUUGCAUUUCAAUAAAGUAUCUGCCUCCUCACUGAGCAUUUAUGGGGCUACAAAGAAAAAAAUCAGUGAGGGGCCAGGCUGAAUUGUGGCUGAAUUCUGAGUCACAGAGUGAGGGGCAUGAGGUAUGUAAUACUUGCUAGGUUGAAUUCCAAGCGGUUGGGUACCUGAAGAAUGGGGAACCAGUACUGAGCCGGAGUGAAGCAGUCUUGUGUGUGACACUGCUCUAAGUGUGUAUGUGCUUCCACAGAUGUAUUCACAUGCACACACCGGCCGUUGCAUAGCACACCAUGGUGUAUGUCCUCCGCUUUGUGAACAUGGAGGCAUUUGAUCUAGUUGAGUGAGCCAGAGCAGGUAGCUUUACUUCUGCUCUUUCCUGUGCUGCUGUAUAACCUACCAGUUGCUGGAGCUGACCUUGGUGCUGGCAGAAAUCCAACCUCCUGCAUGGUAUUGCAAGACAGGAUACAGAGUAGAGAUUAAGUAGAGUGGAGUAUCAGGGAUAGGGACAAGUAAAGAUGAGCGGGUUUGGAAUAAUUUGGUGUAGUUUGAAGGAGGUCUGCUGGUUUGGGAUAGGGAAAUCUGAUGUCAUUUCUGAAUCACAUGCACAUUUCAGCUCCUCUAUGACAUGGCCAGUCUUCAGGUCUGAGCUGUGCCAGUUGGUAUUUUUAAAUGA